Messenger RNA from Emiliania huxleyi CCMP1516, 948 nucleotides. RefSeq lists its product as hypothetical. Gene Ontology annotation, molecular function: ATP binding; protein kinase activity. The record is from RefSeq and is a predicted model, not a curated record. The coding region runs from base 76 to 948 and encodes 290 amino acids. The transcript is spliced from 3 exons. Gene Ontology annotation, biological process: protein phosphorylation. NCBI's taxonomy places the organism in Eukaryota, Haptophyta, Isochrysidales, Noelaerhabdaceae.
ACGUCGCCCGCCGCCGCGCCCCUCUCGCCCGCCUCGCCGGACUCGGCGAAGAGCGGCGGCGCCGCCGAGCCGCCGAUGACGUUUCGCACCACAGACAACCUGUUUGCGACGGUGGACGACCACGAGGCGAGCGAUUUCGUCGAGCGGCGCGUGCUCGGGCAGGGCGCCUUUGGGCACGCGGUGCUGUGGGAGUCGCGCCGCAACGGGCUGCUCGUCGUGGCGAAGAAGCUUCUCAUCGCCGGCACCACCGACUUCCGGAAGCUGGAGAACGAGGUUGCGAUCUGCGCGUCGCUCCGCCACCCCAACAUCGUGCAGUACUUGCGCACGUCCCACAACGACACCUACCUCGUCCUCAUGCUUGAGUACGCGUCGGGCGGGUCGGUCGCCGACCAGCUCGACAAGCACGCCGCCUCGACGACGCCCUUCGAGCAGGGCCGCGUCUGCCUCUGGCUGGCGCAGCUCUCGUCGGCGGUCGCCUACCUCCACUCGGUCAAGGUCCUCCACCGCGACCUCUCCGCCUCCAACGUCUUUCUCUCUGCGGCGGGCGACAUCAAGGUCGGCGACUUUGGCCUCUCGAAGACCACGGGCGUCAACGCGUCCCGCUCCGCGCUGGCGACGACGAUGUGCGGCACGCCAAACUACUGCUCGCCCGAGCUCAUCAACGGCGAGCCGUACGGCGCCGCCUCCGACGUGUGGGCCAUCGGGUUGAUUGCGUACCAGCUCUUCACGCUGAGGCACCCCUUCGAGGCCUCCUCCGUCUCGCAGCUCUUCCGCCUCAUCUGCGCCGGCAAGGUCGACACGGCCGCCCUCGCGGCCGCCCCCUUCCCGCCCGAGCUCACCUGCAUCGCGGACACCCGCCACCUGCUCCACCCCAACGCCGCGCUCCGCAUGCGGCUCGUCGAGCUGCUGGCGCUGCCCGCCCUCCGCUCCGCGUCGCCGAGGCAGUGA